AUGCCUCUUGAAGAUGAAUUGCAUCACAAGCCUCAAGCGGAAACUGCGGGCGAACAGCACGCUGGUGAAGACCAAGGCGACUACACAACACACUCAGAGGUUAUGGGCUGGUGCCUGUACUCGUGGGCGGCAGAGCCAUUCAUCGUGAGCGCUGUGUCCACGUACGUUCCCCUACUGCUGGAGCAGUUUGCCAGGGAGAACGGCGUGAGACUCGAUGAUCACUCCAAGCCGUGUAUCCAUAAGGAGCCAAUCGACGUGACACCAUUGCCUCCUCCUCCGGACUCAACGUUGCCGGAGACGUUGAUGUUAUUCAAGAGAAGAGAGCACGUCCAGUACAUCGACACGUCGUCGUAUGCGCUGUAUACGUUUUCCAUCUCCGUGGCCAUCCAGACGCUGGUGGUGAUCUCCAUGUCCGGGGCGGCUGAUAGGGGCCAUUAUAGGAAGCAGCUGCUGUUGAUGUUUGGCGUUGUUGGUGCCAUUGUCACCAUGCUGUUCCGGCUGAUCUCCAGCGAGCGGUACUACCUGUCCUCGCUGUUUGCCAUCGUGGCAAACAGCUGCUUCGGAGCAGUGAACGUGUGUGGCAACUCGUUUCUGCCGAUACUGGUUUCGAACUUGAAGCCGCCAUCAAGCUCCAGGGACAGCGUUGUGUCCAAUGGUAACCAGUUCACCAAGAUCUCAGGCCUGGGUGCAGCUUCAGGGUACAUAUCUGCACUUAUAGUGCAGAUCAUGACGAUGCUGAUCGUCAUCAAGACAGGCUCCACCACGCUAUCGAUCCAGACGGCGAUCUUUGUCGUUGGUCUCUGGUGGUUUGUCUUCCAGUUGCCCCUUGCAAUGCUGUUGAAGUCACGUCCAGGACCAACGCUGGUGCUGAAGCCGGAUCAGAACGCAUUGCUACAGUACGUCAGGUACGGGUGGCACACGCUGUUCGUCUCUAUUAAGCAUGCCUCCAUGCUGAGAGACGUUUUGAUAUACCUGCUGGGCUGGUUCAUCGUCAGCGACUCCGUGGUGACGAUCAAUUCUGCUGCUGUGCUGUUUGCACGCUCAGAGCUGUUGAUGUCGACCCCGAAGCUUGUCAUUGUCGGUAUUUUAUCGGUGCUCUUUGCCAUCUUUGGAAGCCUGACGGUGCCAUAUAUACAGAGGCUGUUCAAGAUAACACCCAAGGGGAGCCUGCUAUGCGUCAUCGUUGGUGCCAGUGUCAUCCCAUUCUACGGGAUUCUGGGCUUCUACUUCUAUGGUAUUGGUCUCAAGCACGAGUGGGAGAUGUACAUGCUAGCAGUGUGGUAUGGGUUCAUUCUCGGUGCGCUCGCCACGGUCUCACGCUCAUUGUUUGCAAUGCUGAUACCAAAGGGCAAGGAGUCAACCUUCUUCAGUCUUUUCAGCGUCACGGACAAGGGCUCGUCGAUCCUGGGGCCAACGAUAACUGCGCUGAUUACAGAUAAGACCCAUAACAUUAGGUACUGUUUCUACUUUCUGUUCCUGUUGCUCAUCAUUGCAUUACCGAUAUAUGCCAUGCUCGACGUCGAACGAGGACGACAGGAGGCUCUGGAGCUGGAAACAGUGGAUGAAGAUGAAUGA
Molecule: messenger RNA, 1575 nt
Organism: Williopsis jadinii
Lineage: Eukaryota; Fungi; Ascomycota; Saccharomycetes; Phaffomycetales; Wickerhamomycetaceae
Gene: ATG22
Product: Atg22p
Exons: 3
Coding region: 1-1575 (524 amino acids)
Biological process (GO): amino acid transmembrane export from vacuole
Source: RefSeq, a predicted model, not a curated record